UUUAAGUCGCGGCUCGUUUCUCCCAAUGAGCAAAAUGAUGUGAUAAAUUAAGAGAAAAUAUUGAACAACGUAUCACUAUUAUCAGCAUUAUUAUAGAGUGGUAGCUAGCGCCAAACAACGAGUGUACAAAGGUAUUCGUUUGCCAACCCUGCCCCCUCGGUUGGAAGAGUUUGUCAAAACCGGUACGAUCGCGUUUGAUCGAUAAGAAAAUCUAGUCCUGUGGCACAUGUGGGGGCAGUUCGUACGUUCACUUUCACCCAGCUUACUGAUAGUACCACGGUGUAGUGCCAGCAAUUACUUGUCCAAAGGUGUGUUCUUCUCAUCUCGCGUUACAAUGUCCUUGGAGGAGGCGAAAAGAUGUGCCGCGUACAAGGCGGUUGAUGAGUAUGUGAAGGAUAACACCGUCGUGGGAGUCGGAUCGGGCUCCACCGUAGUUUAUGCCGUGCAUCGCAUAGCGGAGCGUGUGAAGACAGAAGGCCUUAAGCUGAUUUGUAUUCCGACGAGCUUCCAAGCCCGACAGCUUAUCAUCGAGCAUGGAUUGAUGCUGGGUGAUUUGGAGUGCAAUCCUCAGCUGGACUGUGCUAUCGAUGGUGCGGACGAGGUUGAUGCCAACAUGGUUCUUAUCAAAGGUGGUGGGGGAUGUUUGCUACAGGAAAAAAUCGUAGCAUCCUGUGCCGAACGGCUAGUCAUUAUUGCGGAUUACACCAAGGACUCCGCGAAGCUUGGCCAGCAGUAUCGUAAAGGCAUUCCAUUAGAAGUAGCUCCGAUGGCUUAUGUGCCGAUAAAGAACAGAGUGGAGUUACGCUUUGGUGGCAGUUUGAAGCUACGAAUGGCGGUAGCAAAGGCAGGUCCUGUUGUCACUGACAAUGGGAAUUUCAUUUUGGAUUGGAGCUUCCCCGACAAUAAGCAGUAUGAUUGGAAUGCUGUUAAUCGGGAGAUCAUGAUGAUACCAGGUGUUGUAGAUACAGGGUUGUUUGUUGGAAUGGCAACGAAAGCCUACUUUGGGCAGAAGGACGGAACAGUGACUGAACGAAGCGGCUAAUUGACUGGUAUUCGAUUUUAUUUUAUUAUUAUUCCUAUGUAGGGGUUUUUGUAUCGUAAUAAAUAGAAAUGAUAUACAAGUCGAA
Molecule: messenger RNA, 1127 nt
Organism: Anopheles moucheti
Lineage: Eukaryota; Metazoa; Arthropoda; Insecta; Diptera; Culicidae
Gene: Rpi
Product: ribose-5-phosphate isomerase
Exons: 2
Coding region: 227-1042 (271 amino acids)
Biological process (GO): pentose-phosphate shunt, non-oxidative branch; D-ribose metabolic process
Cellular component (GO): intracellular membrane-bounded organelle
Molecular function (GO): ribose-5-phosphate isomerase activity
Source: RefSeq, a predicted model, not a curated record